Messenger RNA from Prionailurus viverrinus (fishing cat), 4878 nucleotides. It is a transcript of the gene SMIM15, whose product is annotated as small integral membrane protein 15. NCBI's taxonomy places the organism in Eukaryota, Metazoa, Chordata, Mammalia, Carnivora, Felidae. The record is from RefSeq and is a predicted model, not a curated record. The transcript has 4 exons. The coding region runs from base 647 to 898 and encodes 83 amino acids.
GAAUGAGCAAGGGGAAACAAGGGUGGACGGGGCUUGUGAUGGCGUGAAAUACCAUCAGUUGCAGCUUCGGGAGCCGCGCAGCACUGGUUUGGAGAGCAAGCCCGGUGGAGCCCUUACGCAAGGAAGAGGAGUAAUAUUUAUUCCUCCAAGGGUGGGAGGCGCGCGCGUUUGGGUCCGAAAUUGAAGUGCACUGGAGCCUUGGUGGUUUAUGGACGAUAACUUUUUUGUGUUAAUGGCUAAAACUUUGCCACAAAGCAUGUCCUUUACUUCCGCGUGCCUCGUUUUUUGCAAAGUUCUUUCGCUUGCCUUAGUUAAUUCGUUACCGUGCUGGAGAAGCUGAAGAAACAGAUGGACCUCUUGUGUACGUUGGGGCCUACGAAUUCAAGGUAUAUAGAAUUUAAAUCUUCUCUCACAAGUAUAUGGUAGAGCUAAAGAAGAAGAAGACAAGCAAGGGUCAUCUGAAAUUGUAAUUGGCUCACUAAUAAUCGCAGGACAAAGUUGGAAAUAACUACUCAAGCAUAAGAGGUUGACCCAAACAUGAAAGGUUGAAAAGCCUGUGAGGCAAAAUAGAAAAUGCCACUCAGAUCCACACCGUCCUUCCUUAACAGAUGGCCCUCCCAUACCGACUCAAAAUGGAACAAAAUGCAUGGCACCUGUUGUGGACACUACCAAGAUGUUUGAUAUAAAGGCUUGGGCUGAGUAUGUUGUGGAAUGGGCUGCAAAGGACCCGUAUGGCUUCCUUACAACGGUUAUUUUGGCCCUUACUCCAUUGUUUCUAGCAAGUGCUGUACUGUCCUGGAAAUUGGCCAAGAUGAUUGAAGCCAGGGAAAAGGAACAAAAGAAGAAACAAAAACGUCAAGAAAAUAUUGCAAAAGCUAAACGACUAAAGAAGGAUUGAAGGAAUGAACAGGCUCUAUAACCAGAGAAAAAUCACUUGGAAAAUUAAGCAGCUUUGGAAGGACCCACUGAGGUUUCUUUUCUGAUUUUUAUGACAGUAAUUUGUAGUCACUGAAGUCUGAGCACAUGGAAGGAUCAUGUUAGUUGUGGCCUCUACUACUGCAACUUUUAGGCUUUGGUGUAGAAGUCUGUUGACAGUUAUUUUAAAUUGGCAUUUAUUCUAUAAAUUCUUUAUAACUGACUUAGUCAUUUGCCAUUUUGCAGCUUAUGUACUGAAACGAAAACAUCCUGUGGAGAGAAAUGACUAUACAUUAUGAAUUCUUUUCAAAUAAUGGCUUAGAAUGGGGCCCUUUCUGGACAAAAGGAGUUAAGAAUGUAAAAAUCAAAACUGUCCUGAGGUGAAAAGUGUGCUUUGGCUUAAAAGGCAUAUAGUAUAUUAUAUCUUUUAUCAUUAUUGCUUAUUUCUUGCUGGCUUUCUCAAAGCCACACAUUAACUAAUGACUUUUUGUGUUCUGCAUUUUCUCAUUUUAGCCCUUGAGAUAAUUAUCAGACAUUCUGCAUUUUUUUAAAAUCUAAUUUUAUAAAGAAUUCUCUUAUUGACUAUAUAGAAUACCACCUACCAGAUAUAACAGUUUUUGUACUUAUGAACACUGCCAUUUUCUUAGAGAUGUCUUGUUGAGUAGAAUAACACUAUGAUUUAAAGCUUGCAGUAAAAAUGCCAAACCUUGUGUUACCUUGGAACCAGUUUACUCUUUCUUGUGCUAAGUAGAAAUGUGAAAUAGUUAAAAUGUCUUAUCAGAUAAUUUGCUCAUUAUAUAGAUGCCAUUUUUUGUUUUUCUUCCAUUCUUUGUUUUAACUUACCUAGUAGUGAUAUUCUACUUUCUGAUGAAACAGGUUCAUGGUGAAAAUUAAAAUUUCAAAUUUCUUUUAAGGAAUUCUUAAAAAGUAAUCGUUAAGUUGUAAUUCCUAAGUGGUAAAGAAAGGUUUAACAUUUGGAAAAAUUUUGGUCAUCAUACCAGUAAUUAGAUGAAAAAGGUAAAUUAUGUCAAAAUGAGAUAUGUGUUAAAAUUAGAAAUAAAGAGCUAAAGGAUCUUCCCUUUAGUUAAGUAGAUAACUGGAACUUUUUACUAUUAAACAGGCUUUUAUAAAUGCAUAGUCUAGUAAUUUUAUUUGCUGUCAGUAUAUAAUAGCUUAUUAAUGUUUUCCUCCCCUCUGAUAAUGAAUUUUAAAUUACAAAAAAUUGUCCACCAGCUUUAGUUUAAAACUGGAACUAGAUAUUGAAAUAAAUUUGAUACUUUUUUAUAAAAAGGUCCUGUUUUUUUUUUAAGGGGGGCUAAUAAUAAUACAGUAAUUAAAAAUAGAUGACUUUUCAAAGGGUUAUGAAUUUCAUUUAUAGCUAAAAGCAUACUUAGAAAAGUUGAGGACAGUGUUUCUCAACUACAAAUACCUAAGGACUCCUGAGAAUGUUGAUGGGCUGGUCUGAACAGUACUACUUUAUACGUUAGGUUGUCAGUUCUAAUGUGGUGCCAGUGUAAUGAACAUAUUGCCACUCCAGUGUUUCAUUAUAUUACUCAGGUGAUCUAGGAUAUCUAGUGACCUUUUUAUUGCCACUGAAGUUUUAAUAGUUAGAAUUACCAUUGCAAUUCAAACUGAAAAAAAAUGCUUCUGUAGAUCUACUGGCCCUCCUGGAUCUACAGAGCCCAUAAGUCUUCCUUAUGGUUGGUCACAUUUUAGAGUAAAAGUACUGCAGCAAAAGAUCUAUUCACCAUAAUUCUCUGUUACCUACUAAAGCUGUGUUUUCAUUGGUUCUCAUUACAAUUUAAAGAUAUUUAACUGAAAUCUUUUUUUUCUAUAAUUUAAAGUCUUAACACAUGCCAAUUUUGUAUUUGUUUGGCAUAUGCCAUUUGUUUCCUCAGGUUUAGCUUUUCCCAACAUUUAUGGGACCUUUUUUUAUAUGUGAGAUCAAGGUUUCAUAAUACGUAUGUCUAUGUUUGUGUGUAUGUGGGGGAUUUGGGGGGAUGUAAAAUAGAGUAUUUUGAGGGUUCGGAUUCUUCAGAACAAUCAAUCUUCUCUCACUGCAACAAAUAGUACUAUUGAUGAAAGAAUCCCAUUUACUAUUAGCCAUAAUACUUCCUUUAAAAGUUGUCUAUUAUGUUGUUUCCUAAGCUUUGAGAGCUGAUCUAAUCAGUUACCUUUUUAUGGCUGGUUUUGGGAAAAACACAGCCUGCCUGUAGACAGAUAUUUUACCAAAAACAAAAGUUGGUGUGUCAGAUUUUGAUCCUUGGUAUGUAUGUGAUGAAUUUCAGUGUGGUAUUACUAGAUCAGAUAUACUUUUUUGGUACAGUGUUUUUUACUUCUUUUUCUUGGAAUUCUAGUAAAGCAAAUGAAGUAAGCUUACCAAGGUGUGAGCCGGAAAACUAAUGUUGAGAUACAUUAUUAUUAAUAAGUCCUGACCCAUUCCUUCUUUCCUUACACAUAAUGUAAAGGAAAGGGGCCAGGGCCACUUAACACCUCAUCUCAUAUCCUGUUACUGAUUCCUAUCAAGGAAUGAUUGUCUUUAUAUUGCAGUUGGUUAUAGUAUCACUCUGAUUUACUUCAUAUCUGGAAUAUAUGUGGAAUAUACAUACAUAUAUAUAUAUAUAUAUACACACACACACACACACACACACACACACACACUCACACAAAUAUAUGUAUUUCUCAAACAUUAAAACAUUCCAUUUUCAAAUACCACCAGUUUGGGAAAUAUAAAAUAAAAUUUAGGAUUAUUCCUACACGAUUUCUUGGAAGCUUUUAACUUAAUUUGACUAUCAUAGACUUCUCACUGCUGUUUCUUUCCCCAGAGAACAUAAACACUUUGAGAAAGCCUGUUCUAAAUAAAUUCAGGUUACAUUUUACUUUAUUUUAUUUUUGUUUUUUGUUUUGCUUUGUUUGGUGAUAUCAGGUUACAAUUUAUUUGUUUUUAAAAAAUUUUCAAGGUUUAUUUUAGAGAGAGUACGGGAAGGGCAGAGUGAGAGAGAGAAUCUUAAGUAGGCCCUAUACUCAGCGUGGAUCUUGAUGCAGGGCUCUAUCCCUUGACCCUAGGAUCAUGACCUGAGCCAAAAUCAAACACUCAACUGAGUUGAGCCACCCAGGUGCCCCAAGAUCAGAUUACAUUUUAAAUAGUGUGGUUAAUGAGGUAGCAUUAAAAAAAUAAGGUAUUGGCUCAAGGCUGAUUCAGUUAAGAAAUAAAUGAUAGCCAGAUAGCAGUAAAAGUAGGAAUGGAAAAGAAUAACAGAUAAUGGGAAAGUUUUUUUCCUCCAUUUUUAUUGAUUUUCAACUUCACAUAUCCAAGGCAUAGCUGAUAGGCUAGAUUUAUAUGAUUAACCCCAAUAGUCAACACAUUUUCUAUACUUUAACAGGCAAAAAUCUGCUGUUUGCAUGUGUAGCACAUGCAUGGGAAAUCAAGGAUUUACCUCUGAGAAAGCACUUGAAGUAUAUCUGACACUUAACUUGGAACAUUUUUACUUUUGGAAUUAAAAAAACUUUGCAUAGGGUUGAAGUUGGUCUUGAAGCAGUAAGGACAUGUUUAUUAAAACAAAACUUGUGAGUGUCCAAAAUAUAACAAUUUAAAAUACAAAAUGUGGCAGACAAACUAAUAUUUAAUACUUUAAUUCUGCUUUGCAUGUGUCUGGCAUAAAAGCCAAAUAUAGAAAAGAUUGCAUAGAAAGGUAAUUUGAAUUAGGCCAAGGUUUUUAGGUUCAGUUUUUAUGUAGGACAUACAGCUCUGUUCCCUUGCCAUCUGACAUUGCCACCAGAUAUCCAAAAAAUGUUAGUCUUGAGGAAGAGUCUGGAUGUAUUACUAGAACUGUCAUUUCCACUUCUUGAAAUCACUUUAUUUAUUUUAAUGUUUAUUUAUUUUUGAGAGACAGAGCAUGAAUGGGGGAGCGUCAGAGAGAGGGAGACACAGAAUCCGAAGCAGACUCCAGGCUCUGAGCUGUC